Molecule: messenger RNA, 867 nt
Organism: Rotaria socialis
Lineage: Eukaryota; Metazoa; Rotifera; Eurotatoria; Philodinida; Philodinidae
Source: the annotation of a GenBank genome assembly
AUGGCAGAUGAUAUCUAUGUAGUUGAGGAAAUUCUUGAUAGAAAAUUAUUAAAUAAUGGUCAAAUAGAGUAUCUUUUAAAAUGGUUCGGUUAUGAUGAAGAAGAUGCAACGUGGGAACCAGAAGAAAAUAUUUUUUGUAAAGAUUUAAUUCGAAUAUAUGAGUCUAAUAGAAAAUUUAAUGAAAUUCAAGAAAAUAUAAAUGAAGAAUGUCGAAAAAUUCUCAGCGAAAUUUGUGACCAUAUUGAUGAAACAAUAAAUUCAACACGUCAACUAAUCAAUGUAAUUGAAGAAGAGCAAGAACCCCAAUGUAUGCCAUUGCCUACUGAUUUAUCUAUAAAUACUGUAACCGAUGAUUCUGAUAUUGUUGAUGAAAGUUUAAUUGGUGAUUCAUCAUUUUACAAUGAUUUUCAUAAUGAAGAAGAAAAUGGUAUAUCAACUGAUAAUGGAGAAUCUCAAUCGUUGAUUCACAGUCCUGAGUCAAAAUUUGAUUCUAAUCAUGAUCAUCAACGAACUAGUACUACAUCAUUGACCCGUAAAAAAAAAUUUCGGUCUACCCAUGUAAAUGAUAAUCGAACAAAUAAUGUCAAUCAAAACAAUACACAAGACAUUGAUAUAGAUAAUAGUACACUUGAUUACCUUGCACUUCAACCCGAACGUAUUGUAUCAAUAACACGGUCACGUACAUCAACCCAAGACCUUGAAUUUUUACUGCAAUGCACUCUUUAUCCAACGAAAUUAUUUUUUAUAUCAAAUGAAAAAGCAAAAGAACUAAUACCUGAUUUGUUAAUUGAAUUUUAUGAAAGACAUAUCAAUUGGUUUAUCGAUCGAUCAGUAUCAAGACAGACGGUACAAAGACAAAAAUAUUAA